AUGAAGGCAGCCAUAAGAUUCUGCGAAGAGAGUAUACCUAAUGGCGCUUUGGAGGGCGGAGCAAGAAGGACCACCGCUGAGGUCAAGGACGGCGACGGAAUGGUGGUUUCAGCGGCGGAAGGCAGGGUUGGUGUCGUGCGAGUGGUGGUUGUUAGCAGAAGGGAGCACAUUAUCUCUAAUUUGGGUGGACUCCCGUUCUCAGACGGAACUCCGACACCUUCUUUUCCACCAGUGCGGCGAAGAAUUCCUAAAAUUGCAAGAGGGGAUUUGAUGGUAGGGUUUGAGAAGAGAAGGUUAGAUGGAAGAGAGGCUUUUUGUAAAGAGAGAAGAAGAUGGAGAGCCACCGCCACACUUUCGGCAGAGUUAAUCGCAAUUGGCGGCAAUCAUAUCAUUGCAGAAUGCGGGGAAGAGAUAGUAGCGGACGUCGGGCCAGAAUUUAGGGCAGAAAAUCAUCUUCCAAACAGUAUCUCUUUUGCCAUGGUGAGAGAAUAUGUCAAUCGUGUGUGUACUUGCUACAGUUAUUUCCAUUAUGAGGUAGUGAAUUGA
Molecule: messenger RNA, 546 nt
Organism: Striga asiatica
Lineage: Eukaryota; Viridiplantae; Streptophyta; Magnoliopsida; Lamiales; Orobanchaceae
Source: the annotation of a GenBank genome assembly